Molecule: messenger RNA, 4867 nt
Organism: Neogale vison (American mink)
Lineage: Eukaryota; Metazoa; Chordata; Mammalia; Carnivora; Mustelidae
Gene: N4BP2L2
Product: NEDD4 binding protein 2 like 2
Exons: 8
Coding region: 160-3870 (1236 amino acids)
Biological process (GO): negative regulation of transcription by RNA polymerase II
Cellular component (GO): nucleus
Molecular function (GO): transcription corepressor activity
Source: RefSeq, a predicted model, not a curated record
AUCUUGCGUACGGCGGUGCUGUUUCCCAGAUGCCGAGGGUUUGGGUUUUAGUUCCUCUGUGCUUUGGGGCGGUGUUUGUGCGUUGCUUUCACCUUUUCAGAUGUUCGUGUCUUUCUAGACCACGAUUUUAUUGGGAGGUAGAAGUGAAUGUAGUGUAAGAUGCCUUAUGGUGAAAUUGAAGCGAAAUCCUUGGAUCAUCGUGAAGAACUAACAGGUGAACCAUGCUAUAAAAAAUUGAAGUCAGCUGAAGAGGCUUAUGUUUUUUCUCAUCAUGGUACUGCUGAUUUUCACAGAAUCCAAGAGAAAGCUGGGAAUGAUUGGGUCCCUGUGACCAUUGUUGAUGUCAAGGAACACAGUUAUCUUCAGGAGGACAAAACCAAAAUUACAAACUCGGUGAAACCCGUGCAUGAUGAGAUGCCUGGCAGUAAUAGAUCAAAUGUUAUUGAAUCCAUUGAUACAAAAAUUUUACAGGAUGCCAGUCCUGCACUGGUAUCCAAAGAUGAUGAGAUAUAUAGCACAAGUAAAGCAUUUAUAGGACCCAUUUACAAUCCCCCUGAGAAGAAGAAAUACAAUGAAAGGAGAAAUCACACAGAAGCAGUCAGUGGUAUAGAUGGCAAAGGAGGACGAGAACAGAAACAGAACUUCAACUCUAAGAAAUCAAAGCUUGACAACGAAUUAUUCCAAUUUUACAAGGAAAUUGAAGAGCUUGAAAAUGAAAAAGAUGAUCUGGAAGGCAGUUGUGAAGAACUUGAGCUCUCUGAAGAAAAACUUACUGUGUAUUAUCAGGACCAUAAUAAUGAGCUGUUAAAAUCUGAAGAAGUAAAGGAAGGAGAUAUUAGUAAUGUUUUUCAGUCGCAUUGUAGUUACCAACAGCAUGGGGAGAACGAGCCAGGCAAAUAUCCUUGUAAUGGACAAGUAAUACCUGCAUUUUGUGAUGAUCCCUUAACUUCCUUCAGGCCUGAAUGGCAAUCAGUGCAUUCUUUUAUAGUACCCCAAGGUCCUCCUCCUCCCAGUUUUAACUAUCAUUUAAAUCUGCAAAGAUUCAGUGCUUCACCAAAUCCACCAUCAAAUAUUUUCCAUGUUCCAGAUGGGUCUCAGCAUCAAAAUGGGUAUUACAAUAGUUGUCACAUUAACUGGGAUUGUUUGACUUUUGAUCAGAACAAUGACUAUAUUGACUAUAGUGAGAAUACCAGUAGAGAUCAUUCCUUUUUUAAUGGCUACAUUGUGCAAGAUGGAUAUGUGAGUAAUGGUUUCUGUGAAACCAGGGAAGGAUGCUGGGAAGAUCCUUCUAUGGACAAGCAUAAUGGAAUAGACAGGCUUAAGAACCAGCAGUUUCAAGAGGAAAAGUUAAAUAAAUUGCAGAAGUUACUUAUUCUUUUAAGAGGUUUGCCUGGUUCUGGGAAAACAACGUUGUCUCGAAUUCUGCUUGGUCAGAGUCGUGAUGGCAUUGUGUUCAGCACUGAUGACUAUUUUCACCAUCAAGAUGGGUACAGGUAUAAUGUUAAUCAACUUGGUGAUGCCCAUGACUGGAACCAGAACAGAGCAAAACAAGCUAUCAAUCAGGGGAGAUCUCCAGUUAUAAUAGACAACACUAAUACACAAGCUUGGGAAAUGAAACCAUAUGUGGAAAUGGCCAUAGGAAAAGGAUACAGAGUAGAGUUUCAUGAACCUGAAACUUGGUGGAAAUUUGAUCCUGAAGAAUUAGAAAAGAGGAAUAAACAUGGUGUAUCUCGAAAGAAGAUUGCUCAGAUGUUGGAUCGUUAUGAAUAUGAAAUGUCCAUCUCUAUUGUAAUGAAUUCAGUGGAACCGCCACACAAAAGCACACAAAGACCUCCUCCUUCACAGGGGACACAGAGAGAAAGAGAUUUGAAGAAAACUGGGCACAGGCUCAGCAAAACCAAACAGAAGAGAAGCAGAAAAAGAAAUAAAAAGCAGAACAGUCAUAGUAGAAUCAUGGAGGAAAACUCACUUGAAACCGUAAGUUACCACACGCUAGGAGAUCAGGACCCAUCUCAGAGUGAAGAGGAAGACAUUGAAGACUCCAGAAGAGAAUCAGUGUGCACUUUCACUGGUGCACUGGGAAAUAAACGAGGAGAAUUAGUGAACAGCCACAAAGAUGAAGUAUGGAAAAGCAUAAAUCCUGAAGAUAGUUUUCCAAAUGUUGUAUCUGUAGUUGAGCUGGACAAUACAUUAAAAAAUGAUCUCCCUAGAGAAAACAAUGAUUUAUUUCUAAAUGUGUCACUGAUGCCCAAUGAAAACUCUGUGACUUGCCUGACAGUGACUCAGAAUCUUUCCUGCGUAACAAGUGAUGACUGCUCUGGCACAAAGAUAGGAAAGCAUCCUGGAAAUAGGCAUCCCGCGGCAUCAGACGUCCAGAGCGGAUCUGCUGACUUCCCCAGCUCAUUUAUGCAAAAGAGAGAGAAGGUAGAUAAAAGACUCCAAAAUGAAACAAUCCUGUGCCAUCAGUAUGCGUCCAGAACCUCAGAUAAAGGUUUAAGAACGGAACAAGGAGUAAGUGCAACUAAGAGCAGUUUUGGGCCUCUUUUUCCAAACAAUCUAUCUGAUGAAGAAUUACAGCCAGGCUCUGAGAGACAAUCCUGUUUGGGGAGCUGGCCUGAGGGACCUCAUAAGUUUAUAUGUGAACAAAGACCAAAGAAAGAUAGAUGGCAAAAAUUGGCCUCUCCAGACAGCAGGGGACAAUUGAUUACAUUGAUCUCCACCUCCGAAGAAACUUCAGUACCAGGAAGCAGUCCAGAAACACUGGUAGAGGAGAAGCUUUUGAUAGAAAAUGAAGAUUUGUCACCUUCAACUGAGAAUACAGAUUCAAUCAUAGCAACAGAAACAAGUAUCUUUAGAAGCUGCUUGCCUAACCUGGAUAUCCCAAAGAGUGACUUACACUCAACAAAGAAUAAGAAAAGGAGAGAGAAAUGGCUUUUCAAUUUGGCUCCAAACUUUAACUUACUGGCACAGAGCUAUAUCGAUGUAAAAGAAAGAGGUGAAUGUGGCUUGUUAACAGAAAGCCAUGGACUAAAAAUUAUUUUGGAAGAAGAAAAAGACAGAAUUUCAGCAAUACAUAAUAAGGAGGAGACCACACAAAAACUCAUGACUUUUAAUCAUCACCCAUCAUGGUUUUACUUUGAUAUUACCGAAGAUCCUCCUCUAAAUGUUGGUAGACGAUCUUAUUCUCAUUACCUGCCAUUUAAUAGACACUCUGUAUAUUUUUACAAAAGCCCUAUUCCUUCUCUUGUGCUACAAUAUACAUCUAGCUUUCGGAUGGUAUCCUUUACAAGCAAGAAAUCAUUUUUGACUUCCAAAUCUCAAACAAGAGUAGAUAACCAACCACGUGACAUAGGGUUUGUUUCUUCAGGAGUUUUAAGUAGCCAGCCUGAUCCCUUGUACUCUUUUAGGGUCACUUCUGAUCUUCACUUUUUAAAUGAAAGUUUUGAUGAGAAGCUGGAGACAUGGGAAGAACCCAAGCCGUUACAGUUCUUGCAAACUGAAGAUAACCAAGAUUUUACAAGCCCUGGCGUUGAGUCCCUUGAGCUGCAAUUAUCACAAGGGUUUGCCUUUCAACUAGUAAAGCUUUUUGGAUCACCUGGAGUCCCAAUGGAAUCUUUGUUGCCUGAUGACUGUGUGGUUUCCCUUGACUGGAAGACACUGAAGAUGAUCUAUUUACAAUGGAAGACAUCAGUUGAGGUAUAUUUUUAUGGCUUUCAGAGAAGACCUUCUCUAACUGAUUUCCUUAAAACGCACCCACACACACCACACACACGCCCACCACACACAUACACCCCCCCCCACACACACACAAUUGGAGAAAAUCUGAUCACUGAAUGUGAUAGGAAGGCUACAUCCCUUAUAUUAAAUUAGAGAAGGAUUGUAUGUGGAUGGGUGGAUAGUACAUGCUCCUUCACUUCGUCCCUAAGAGCGAGUUGUGUUUAAUUCCUCAAUUCUGCUGUAGUGAGGCUGGUAUAAGGGCCUACUGUGGAUGACUGAGGUGCCCAGUUUGGGAGAGCCCUUUCUUCCUUACAUCUUUCCCCCUGUCCAGCCCACAGUCUUAUCCUGUUAUGACAGAGUAACAGUGACACAUUAGAUUCAUAUUUACUUGACUUGGAAGCACCACAUUAUUAGUAUUUUCUGUUGGUCCAUAGUGAGAGACAUGACUGUUCUGACAGGCUAUUCAUUUUCCAGGUGGAGGAAGACUAGUGGGGAAGGUUAGAAAGGUAAUAGAAAUUCCGGAAAAGGCCGUGCACUGUAUAAUGUAGGUGGGAAGAGAGUUGGCAUUAGUUAAUAGUGAUUUAAAUGUUCCCAGAGGCGGGGGCCUCUGCUCAGCGGGAAUCCUGCUUCCUUCUCUCUCUGCCUGCCUCUCUACCUGCUUGUGAUCUCUGUCUGUCAAAUAAAUAAAUAAAAUCUUUAAAAAAAAAAAUGUUCCCAGAGGCAAUGCUAGGGGUACAUUAUGAGGUAAGUGGUAAAAACAAGAUUUAGUGAAACAUAAAAUUAUAUAGUUCAGGCUAGUAGGUAUUUCUUAACUGUUCAUCUAAGUAAGCACAGCUGUGGGAAAGAUUUCUUUUUGUGCCCAGUUAGUAAAACCAAAUACAUUUUUCUAAACUUAUUUCUUUUCAUUCCACAUCGAGAACUUAUUGCUGCCCAAACACACACACACACACACACACACACACACACACUCUCUCUCUCUCUUUUCUUUCUCUCUCUCUCUCAUACAAUCCCAAUAUUUUAAAUGUUUAAAUGGACAUUUGUGGUUAUUGGGUUUCUUUUGCCAUUUUGAGAAUGUUCCUACCUAAGUAAAAUGAUACAGACUUAACCCCGAUGCCAAAUAUUAAUCACCAUUAUAUGUAUUUUAAUUAUA